GUGGUUGUUCUUCGUGUGAAAAUGGCAGCGUUCAGUUGGUCCGCAUUUAUCUUUGCAUAUUUAAUUAAUUUCGUGCAGGUUCUUGGAGAAUGGAACACAGAAGACUACCUUAAGCGAGAACACACACUCGUGAAACCGUAUCAAGGCUCUGGUGCUUCUAUGCCUUUAUGGGACUUUGUUGGUAGUACAUUGGUAACUAAUAGUUAUGUUAGACUAACAUCAGAUCACCAGAGUAGACAGGGAGGGAUAUGGAAUACACAGCCAUGUCAUAUAAAAAAUUGGGAAUUACAUGUACAGUUCAAAGUUCAUGGUUCAGGCAAAAAUUUAUUUGGUGAUGGAUUUGCAAUAUGGUAUACAAGAGACAGAAAUCAACUAGGCCCAGUAUUUGGAAACAGAGAUUUUUAUACUGGAUUAGCUAUUUUCCUAGAUACAUAUGCUAACCAAAAUGGACCACAUAAUCAUGAGCAUCCAUAUAUAUCAGCUAUGGUUAACAAUGGAUCAUUACAUUAUGAUCAUGACAGAGACGGAACACAUACAAUGGUAUCAGGAUGUGAAGCUAAAUUUAGAAAUAAAGAUUAUGAUACAUUUGUUGCAAUCAGAUACCAAGAUAAUGAACUCAAGGUUUCUUUAGAUGUUGAUGGUAAAAAUGCUUGGAAAGAAUGUUUUUCUGUUCAUGGCGUUAAAUUACCAUUAGGUUAUUUCUUUGGUGCCACAGCAGCAACAGGUGAACUAGCAGAUAAUCAUGACAUUAUAUCAAUGAAGGUUUACCAGCUAGAUACAAAUGCACCAGCUAAAUAUGAACCAGCUGCUUAUUCAGGAUUACCUUCUGCAGAUUCUAUGGAGGCUCCCAGAGAGCAUAUAUCAGAUGAAAAAAGAGGAGCUGGUUUAUCAGGGUGGAAACUGUUAGCAGUGAUAAUUUUAGCAAUCAUUGGAUUAGGUGUUUGUGCUAUAGUUGGAUUUAUCAUAUUUAAUAAAAAUCAAGAUUAUUCAAGAAAACGAUUUUACUGAUACCAUUGUACUUCUCUAGCUGUCAAUAAUCAGACUUUGUAAAUUAUUUACAAUAUUCCUCAGGGCUAUUCCUUUAAAUGUAUAGACUACUAAAAAUUCACAAUUUCAGAAAUUACUUCUAAAUUUUGCAUCUACAUGUAUAUGUUUAUAUAUUUUCUCAUAUUUGGCAUUUUUAAUAUAUAUGUAUACGUAUGAAAAGUUUCUCACUAUCUCUUGGAAUAGUCCUGACCAGCAUCAUCUGUUUUGUUCUCCAUCUGAAUGUAUUCUGUAGUUGGAUUCAGUAUCAUCAUUGUGGAUUGUUAAUAUUACCACAAGAUUUUUUAAUUGAAAAAAAUGGAAGUCAUAAUAUUUUGGUUUCCCUGAAAAUUGUGAAAAAUAUUACAUAAUUGAAAUCCAGUUCAAAUCAAAUAAGGAAACCACCCAAAUUUGAGGAUUGGAAAUACAUUCUAUGGAGUUUUUCUCAAAUUAAUUCUUCAAGUUGUGAAAUAGGUUAUGAUAAGGUUGAUAAAUAUAUCGUAUAUUAUGAAGUGAUGUCCAUUUGAGAAAUAUUUCAAAUUACAAUAUUUUUUUCCUGCUGAUCCAACAUUUUUACAUAAUUCAUUUAAUUUGAGGCAAAGAUUCAAAUUUUAAGAAAAAAUAUUAAGUAAUUUUUUAUUUUAUCACAUUCUAACUAAAAUUAUAUGAAAUCUAUUAUAUGUCACUUAUGUUAUAAAGAAAGAUAUUAAUGAGAAUAAGUAAGAAAAGGUUAUUUUCCUGGUAAAGAUAUAAAACUUAUCUAUCUAUCCUUGUGUAAAGUUUGUGUUAUUCAUGUGCUUACAAUUGAAGAGAAUAAGGUCUGCCUUGAAACCCAAACAUGUGUGUUUUAUCAAAGAUAUCAGAAAAUUGUUUAUAAAUAUUUGGUGCUGGAUGAUUAUCAUCUAUGUUAACAAUAUUUAAAAUUAUUUGUUAAAUACAUAGGUCCUAGAUGAAGUGUUAAUAGUUCUAAAAGUCAUUGCUGCUUUAGUCUUGUUGUUAGUGUAUGUUUUUUUUUUUACAUUUGGUAAUAUAUUACUGAUUUGAUAAAAGCAACAGUUGGUUCAACAUUUUAAUUUGAUGGUUUACAGAUUUUUGAUGUGAAAGAUUUGGGUCGGUCAGUCAAUAAAUAAAUGAAAAAUAUCUGGCAUGAAAUAGAUAUGUAUAGAAUUACUGUGUAAUUCAGCUUUAUUACAAUAUUUGUGUUCUAUUUUUUUGACAUUAUUCCUUAAAUAUUUUUGCCAGGUAACCUCACUUUUGAUAACUAAAUGAAUGGGGAAAAAAUUGUACAAUCUAUGAAACAAGAUGAUUCCAAAUUGUUUGUUUUUUUUUAUCAUGAUACUUUCAGCUUAAUGUCUUUCCCCUUUGUUGGGUCCAUUUUGUAUAUGAGAAUGUAGCAGUUUAUCCCCAAAUGGUCCAAUAUGAAAUCUGACAGAAUUAUGACAAAAAAGAAAAACAAACAUUUUGUAUAAGGCUAUUAGCAUAGGUUUCUGUUCUGUAAAAUUAUUUGCAUGAACAACAUUCCCAGAUCGUUUGGAUUGUUUUUGGAAUUUAAUAUUUUUAAGAACACAAACAUAUUUUAUUUCUUAGAAUAGAACGGAUGAUGUGUUAUCAUUUUUAACUGAACAUGAUAAAAUAAUGCACAUAUAAAUUAAAGGUAAAUAGUACUGACCAGAUAUAUUUAUUUAUUUUUCAGGUAUAUUGAAUUAGGUAGUGUAGGCAAGAAAAAAAAAAGCAUGAAAUUCAAAAAAAAAUUCUUUUCUGAAAAUUGUAAAAAUUAGGUCAGUUGAUCUGUAAAUCAUCAAAUUAUAAAACCGUUGCCUAAGUUAUAUAGGGAAUCCAUCCUAAGGUGAUGGGACAACCAUUAACUUAAAACCUUGUUGUUACUGUAACCUUAUUUUGUUCAUUGUGGUUUUAUAUUUAUUGGUUGGUUUAAAUGAUUUUAAUCUUGGGGUUUUUGAUUCCCUUGCCUUCAAUCAUUUGUUGUUAGGUUAUUUGUAUUGCUGGGUUGCUGCCAUAUUGACAUAUACAGCACAUGUUGUUUUAUUAAUAGUAAUACUAAGUUUUGUUGUGAAGAAGCUUAAUUUUGUAUUAUGUACUGUUUUAAAAUGCAAGUUAUAAAUUUUCUUUAGUGUAUGGCUAUUCAUCUAAUUUUAUUAAAAUUAAAAUGUAAUUUGCAUUUCUGUCAUUGCUCCAAAUCUACUAUUUCCAAAUUCAUACAAAAGUGAAUUGCCAUCCAAAAGACAAUUUUACCUAGCAAAUAAAUUUGAACCAAACUUCUUUUAAAAAAGAAGUCUACCAGAGUUAAAUUAAGAUUGUAAUUGAUUAUGAGCCUUACACAGCUCAUUACACAUGUUUUAAAUUUUGAUACUGUGUAACAGCUGUAUUAUAGAUUUGUUGUAACGGUCUUCACAAACGUGUAGAAAUAUCAGCACUAUACUAGAACCGGACAAAUGGACAAAUAUUAAGCUUGUUCUGCCAUUGAAUGGAAUUAACUUUUUUGCCAUAUAUUUAUUUGCCUCAACUGAGAUCAAAAGUUAUUCUUUGCAUACAUCAUUAGGACAAAUGGUGCAAAAUUGAGGUCAAUCUCAGUAUAAAAGUCUUUGAGUGCAAAAUUGAUAUAUACAAAACACUUGUAUAAUUUGCCAUAUUGAAUAGUUCUCAUUGUUUUAAUUAUUGUAUUAUUAAGGAACUUGACUAGUACAGUUUACUUUUAACAGUAUCUUUAAAAUAUUUUGCAUUGUGAAUACCAUAUACCUCUCAUCAGUCAGACAUGAAUAAUGAUAUGAGAAGUAUUCAUUUCCUGAGUGUAUAAUUGUUUAUUUUGUAUCAUUGAUAGCUGCUCAUUUUAUUGAAGAUGAUUUAAGUUUUUUUCAUUUAUCAGCUUACAUGUGUAUGAUUUGUUUGCUAUUUGAAUGACUGUACACAUAUAUACACACAAACACGCACACAUAUUUACAUAUGGAAAUUUGAAGGACAUAUUUUAAUCAAUUUUAAUUUGAUUAAUUUUAUUACUAACACUUUAUAUGAUAGUAUCAUUAACAUUAUGAUAUAAAAUAGUAUUAAGGCUUAUAGAUGAACCAAUAUCAGAUAGACAGAUGCGCAACAUAUUCUCAAAUUUGUAUUGCUUGUUCAAUUUUGAAGACCAUGUGAUGUAUUUUGGUGAAAUUGUUUUAUUGCAGUUAACUCGUAUCUCUAUUCAUUGACAUCAUACAACAAGCUAACUUAUUAGGGUGGGCAAAUAAUAUGUGAACUUAAAUAGUCCUGGAUAUGUCAUAUUUGGAUCUUUUAUUGUGAGUAUCCCUAGAUGUAACAGUUUAGGUUUAGCAGGAAGCCCUUGCUGAGACUUUUUGAAAUGGAGUUUCAUAAUUAUUUUUCAGCAUUUUUAGGCCCUACAGCAGCCAAAAUACUUUGUUCUCUUUUAGAUUCUUACAGAACAUUAUAAAUCUAACACAGAUAUACCAAGUGAAUAAUGCAGGCUCCUAGGAACCUUUGUUCUUGUUUUGUAUUCAAAAUGAUUUGACCAACAAGAAGUUUGAAAAAAAAAACCUCAUUUUGGAAAGGUUAUAACUGGAGUAAAGGGCUGUCAGUAAAACUGUCCAAUCAUAUCACAGCUUUUGAUUUUACAUGUGGAUGGAAAGGAUGUGAUGGUAUGCAAUUUCUUGAGUGUUAACUUUGCAGCUUUUUGAAUAAAACAAUGUUGGAAGUGUUAUGAAUGGACAUGUGAAGUCUAAAGCCAGAUUUUGUAUAGCCACCAAUGCAUGAGAAAUUUAAAUGCAAGGAUGAGUGAUAAAGAGAAUAUAAGUGGAAUAUGUGUUGCUGCUUUAUAGAUAUGUUAAUGUUAAUGUAGGAAAUACAUUGAUGUGUUUUUGUAGUAUUACUUAAAUUUAUAGACAAUGGUAUAUGUUUAAGGGUUUGGGUAAUAUUGUUUUGAAAGUUAUAUAUAUGAUUGAUUUAUAAAGUGAUAUAAUGAAUUCCAUGCAGUUUAAUCAGUUAUUAAAUGAUUUGUAUAAGUAUAA
Molecule: messenger RNA, 5039 nt
Organism: Mytilus californianus (California mussel)
Lineage: Eukaryota; Metazoa; Mollusca; Bivalvia; Mytilida; Mytilidae
Product: vesicular integral-membrane protein VIP36-like
Exons: 9
Coding region: 22-1008 (328 amino acids)
Biological process (GO): Golgi organization; endoplasmic reticulum to Golgi vesicle-mediated transport; endoplasmic reticulum organization
Cellular component (GO): Golgi membrane; COPII-coated ER to Golgi transport vesicle; endoplasmic reticulum-Golgi intermediate compartment
Molecular function (GO): D-mannose binding
Source: RefSeq, a predicted model, not a curated record